Molecule: messenger RNA, 1411 nt
Organism: Spodoptera exigua (beet armyworm)
Lineage: Eukaryota; Metazoa; Arthropoda; Insecta; Lepidoptera; Noctuidae
Source: the annotation of a GenBank genome assembly
AAUGUCACAUACAAAUCUCAAAUUGUCGUAUGUUUUGAAAUAAUUUCUAUUGAGAUUUUUCUAUACCCUUUAUUUAAAAAAGAUAACAUGGACCUAUGCAGGGUCUGUCUUGGACCUGAGCCCUGCAAGGAUAUAUUGUCUGAGCCACAAAAACCAAAAACUGACAGUAAAAGCUUUGCUGAAAUAUUUAUGUUUUGUUUCGACAUAAAGGUUGAUGAAGACUCAAAAAUUAGUACAAAAAUAUGUAUAAAAUGUUACAAUAAGGUUAAAUCUUACUAUAGCUUUAAAUGCCAAGCUGUAGAAAGUGAUGCAUAUCUAAAAUUGUUACAAGAAGGGAAUAGCAUUAAGAAUGAGGUAUUUUUAAGAGAUGAUAAUGAUAUAAAGAGUGAACAGUCGUCUUUGACGAAUGACAUGCAGGAACUAGAUGUAACAGUAAAAGAUGAACCAAAAGAUGAUUCUUUUUAUAAAAGUGAGGACGACUCACGUGGCUACGACACUGACGAUGUAUUGCUGAGUGUAAUCAAGAAUAUAAAGUAUGAAUUUAAUCAAGAUGGUGGUAAAGAGGAACAAGCUGUAAAAAAGAAGCAGAAAAGAAAAGGUAUUACCGAAGCCAACUCGAAUGCUGUUAGACAAAUAUGUGAAGAGUGUGGGAAAGCCGUAAAGGACCUGAAGGCUCACUCAUAUCUCCACAUGCCAGAGUCAUGUCGAAAACGAUUUAAAUGUAAAACCUGCGACAAAGUAUUCUCCAGCCACAGCUCAAGAAGUAAACACAAUAAAAUAAAACAUUUAGGAUUAAAAAAGCAAUGUGAGCUUUGUAAUAAGACUGUAACAAAUCUUCAGCAGCACAUACUUGUGGUGCACAAUCGGUCGUCGCUACCGUUCUGCUGCGUGUCCUGUGGUCGCAGGUUUAUUUCCAAGUCCACGCUGGACCUGCACAUGACGACACACACCAAAGAUCGCCCUUAUCCCUGUACAGAAUGCGAUAAAAAGUUUUCCACUAAUCAAAGGAUGCUUCUUCAUAGACGUCAAGUUCACGACAAAGAGAAGUCACACCUAUGUCAAUUAUGUUCCAAGAGCUUCUUCAAGAAAUAUCAUUUACAAGUACAUUUAAGGAGUCAUUCGAAAGAGAAGCCGUAUUCAUGUCCAGAAUGCGGGAAAUGUUUCUCCACCACCACAACCCUGAACAGUCACCGAGAAAUCCACAAAGAGGAGAAAGCAUUUAAUUGUACUCUCUGUGAUAUGUCCUUCAAAAAGAGGAACUACCUAAAUGCCCACAUGAUCAGCCAUACGAAGGAAAAACGCCACCCUUGCCAGUACUGCGGCGUGAAGUUCGGUCGUUCGGAUCACCGCAAGAGACACGAGUAUACAGCACACGAGAAGAAUUUUAUCAGCACCUAACAGGAACACCAAA